Haemonchus placei is the source of this 960-nucleotide messenger RNA. Lineage: Eukaryota; Metazoa; Nematoda; Chromadorea; Rhabditida; Trichostrongylidae. The record is from the annotation of a GenBank genome assembly.
AUGUUGGGGUCAGCAGCUUAUCGACUGACGGACGAUAUUGCUGAACCCAGCUUCAACAUGCGUCUUAUCGAAGCUGUCAAACACAGUCGCUGCCUGUACGACUCCACGGAUAGACAAUAUAGAAGUACUGAAUAUAAGAUAAAGGUCUGGAAUCGUCUUGUACAGGUUCUUCAGUUUGAUGGGGAUUCCCGGACGUUAUAUGCGAGAUGGAAACAACUUCGGGACAAAUAUGGAAAGGAGAAGCGAAAGGUCAAGUAUCAAGGAGAUCAAUCAACAUGGCAAUACUACAAAUACCUCUCGUUUCUUGAUCCACAUAUGAUAGAUCGUACCUCAAUCGAAUCUCCAGCAAGGAAAGAACAUCCUGAUGUGCAAGUGACCGUUACGGAUCCGUCUUUUGGUACGAAUUUGAUUGAGGAAGUCCGUGCACACCCAUGUCUUUUCGACAUACGAGAUCCAAAAUAUAGGCAUUCUGAGUGUCGUAAUCAAGCAUGGAACAGUGUUAUAGCUCAUCUAAAUUACCCUGGUGACGUGAAUUCGAUUUACAAGCAGUGGAAGAAACUCCGAGAUAGAUACGUCAGGGAAAAAAGGAGGCUUCGUAUGCAGAGAGACAAUGGCGUACAUGAUGAGAGUACGUGGGAUCUUUAUCCUGCUAUGGCAUGGAUCGAUCCAUACCUCGAUGAAAGGGCUCAGCUGUUGAGGCAUGUGAAGAGAAAACACGAAGAUGAGCUGUCAGAUUAUGGAGAAUUGGACGACAUGGUCAGAUCUGGUCUUGGAUAUAUGGUAUCCGAUAAGGGAAGGAAUGAAGGUGGCGCUGACGUACUUCUGGAUGGUGAUAGCGCUUUUGCUGCUUCAGCGGUUUCCGAUCUACGCACUCUACCAGAACAUGCUAGAGCUCUGGCAAAGGCACAAAUAGAAGCGAUAUUCGACUCGGGGCGAAUGAAUGUGCAUGCAGAGUUUUAA